Podospora pseudopauciseta is the source of this 1062-nucleotide messenger RNA. RefSeq lists its product as uncharacterized. The record is from RefSeq and is a predicted model, not a curated record. NCBI's taxonomy places the organism in Eukaryota, Fungi, Ascomycota, Sordariomycetes, Sordariales, Podosporaceae. Bases 1 to 1062 code for a protein of 353 amino acids. The transcript has 3 exons.
AUGAAGCACCAGAUCAAGGGACCAGAGCUCUCCCGCGAUCUCUUCGUGGUUCCGCCUGAUUUCGAGCUCAAGCGACGUUCCAUGACGCUUGAUGCCAGAAAGCACCACGCAAAUCAAAACCGCCCCACCUCACCCUUCCCACUGCUGGGGAGCGGCCAAAAUCCUCCGACUCUCCUGGACAACCUCGCCGACUUUCAACACCAGAUCCCAUUCAACCAACUUCCUCCAACCUUCCGCGAGGCAGCAAAAGUCACGCGCCAGCUAGGCCACACACACAUCUGGAUCGACUCCCUCUGCAUCAUCCAAGACUCCAAAGCCGACUGGCGCGACGAAUCCAAGAUCAUGGGCGACAUAUACGCGAAUUUCGUCUGCACCACCUCCGCCUUGACGGCCCUCUCCUCCGUCCAGGGGUGCUUUGCAGAGAAGAGCCCCGACGGCAAAGAGACCACGCCGCGGAACCCGCUCGCUUUUCGAAUAUGCCAUCUCCCUCACGGGCUUCAUGUUGAUUGCCACCAGCGUCUUGACACGUUUUUGCAGAUUGACCGCUCCCCUUUACCGCUGCACACGCGCGCGUGGGUUCUGCAGGAGCGGAUUUUGGGACCCAGGACGGUGUACUACGGCGCCUGGGGUUUGGCUUGGGAGUGUGUCGAGUGCUUGGCGACGGAGAGCAAGUCCUGGGGGGAGGACCUCUGGGGGAUGUGGGAGGACAAGCUGCUUGAUGAACUUUUGUGGUUCACUGAUACAUCCAGUGAUCGGCCGCACACGAGGGAGUAUUUGGCGCCGACGUGGUCAUGGGCGGGCUUGGAAGGGAGGGUUUUUGAGGAGAUGGCUUUGAUGCCUCGCGUUGGACCUAGCGGGGAGGAUCUUCUUCCUGAGUGGAUUGGAAAAGUUGUCGAGACGGGGAUGGAUGAGAAGGGGAGGGGGUAUGUGCGUUUGCAGGGGGCUGUGAAGCGGGUUGUGCGCCGUCGAGAUGGCUCUGGGGGUGGUUUAGUUGAUAGGGAUAGAGGAGGGGAUCAUGCGGUUGCCUCUUGGGCGGCGGAUACGGUGGAGGACUCGAAGUGA